Colletotrichum paranaense is the source of this 315-nucleotide messenger RNA. RefSeq lists its product as uncharacterized. NCBI's taxonomy places the organism in Eukaryota, Fungi, Ascomycota, Sordariomycetes, Glomerellales, Glomerellaceae. The coding region runs from base 1 to 315 and encodes 104 amino acids. The record is from RefSeq and is a predicted model, not a curated record. The transcript has a single exon.
AUGGUUGUCGAGGCCAUCUGUCCCUGCAGGGAGACGAACGAGGAGAAGGGCCAGGUGUACGGAGUACGGAGGACUUGGAGCUUCCAGCCUCAUUCUCAGCACGCUUUGGACGAGAACACACAAUUCAGAAACAUGCGUGAUGUGCCCCGCGAUUCGGGCACGGCGACGCAGCACCUAAGUGGCAGGCCUUGUCAUAUUGGCGCCGCAUCUUGGACCGUUGCUGGUGCCAGGUGGGCUGGCGAGGGUCUCGAAGUGACUUGCAUCUUCCCACCUUCCAGCCGCCGGGUGGUUUGCGAAGAUCCAUGGUCGGGGUAG